UUCACUUCCUGGAACUUUAAAGAGCAGCUUUUUACAAGAAGAAAACUCGAUUUAUAAUGCCAUGGAGUUGUUUAUUCACUCGAUUGCUCAGCAAAUUACUUGGAUAACAUGUACAAGUUAGAGAAAUAGUGCACACACGAUUAUUUUGUUGGUCUGAUCAUGGCGCCCGCCUUGGUUGACGUCUUCCAGUCGGAGGUGUGGUCAUUAGAACGCCCUCUAUCCUCCGCUGUCAUCGUCGACUGCCUCCUCCCGAAUGGCAUCCUUAUACCAUUGACCGUUCAAAGGGACACCAACCUCAUGGAACUCAAAACGCUACUGUGGGUCGAGGCUGAGAAGUACCCCCUGUAUACAUUCCUGGGUGACAUGGACUGUUACUUGUUCAUGUGCGUCAACUCCGCUGCUCUCAAGGAAGAAUUAGUGGACGAAAGCCGACGCCUCAUCGAUAUCCAGCCAUUCCAUUUGAUGCUCAGGGUGGUGCAGAAAAAAGGCAACCGUGGGGAGAAGCUCGUCAACUCACAGAUCAGUUUUCUCAUCGGAAAAGGUCUUCAGGAAUUCGAAGGGUUAGGAGACCCCGAGGUGAACGACUUCAGAAAAUCUAUGAAGGAGAAAUGUAUGAGAAUUGAAGAGGAGCGCUCACAAAAGGGCUGGCACGAUCAGAUUCUAUACUUUCAUCCACCUUCCAUCAACGAACACACAGUUCACUCACAAAUAAACAAAGACAUCUUAAUCAGCGUUUAUUUACCCAAACUUGGGAUAAAGACGACGAAACGGAUAUCGACGGAGAAAAAACCUACAGAUCUGAUUCAAACUGUGUUAAGAAAACGGACGUUAACCACAGGAAUACCGGAGGAGCCCGCGGAAAAUUACUGCCUAAAAAUUGUCGGAGAGGAAUCGUACCUUGUUGGGGACCAUAAGUUGAUACAUUUCACACAUAUACAGAAGCUGGUCAGUACAGACAAAAUGCCGCAACUGGUGCUUAAGUCAGAGGAGGAGUUACUACAAUCUUUUCCGCCGUUACUCAAUUUGCCAAAAAUCAAAGCGAUUGACUCGUCAGCAAUGGGAUCGCCAUUCUCCAAACAUAAAUAUGACCCGGUGCUAUUAUGGAAGAUCCCGAAUCAUUACUCGGUUUCAAUCAAGUCGAUAUCGAAUGUGAGCUGCCCUGAUGAUACGAAGCUCCAACUGCGAGUGGGUAUAUUUCAUGGCGGUGAGGCAUUGGCCGACAUGGACAACACAAAAGCCGCUAACCUGACAGAUGGUGAAGCGCUAUGGAACACUGCCGCUAACUUCAACCUCGCCCUAGCAGACUUGCCGCGGAUGGCGCGACUGUCUUUUGCGCUUUAUACGACCUACGAUAAGAAGAUGACGAUAAGUGGUGGAAAAACCAUGAAGUUCAAGGAUGGGAAACAAAAAAUUGACAUUUUACCAUUGGCAUGGUUGAACACAACGAUAUUUGACUAUAAGAACAUGUUACGUACGGGACCAGCGGUAUUUAACAUGUGGCAAUUCACAGAAGAUGUAACCAUGGAAGAUAUAGUUAACCCUAUAGGGACGGUGGAGGAUAAUCCCUUAAAAGAAGGAGCACCGAAACUCGAGUUAGUCUUCCAUGACUACGGCAUCAAACAGCCGAUCAGAUAUCCGCCAUUCUCAAAGGUGCUCGAGUGCGCUGCGGAAAACACCAACUUCAAAGACGCCAUCUACGACACUGUCGAGGACGUUGUGUUCAACAAUGCAGACGAACUCGACAUGGAACGUCUAAUACUGAUUCUUGAGACUGACCCUCUCACUCCGAUGUGCGAACAAGAGAAAAAACUGGUGUGGAAAAUGCGCUAUGAAUGCCAGUACCAGUACCCACAAUCCCUGCCUCGGCUUCUCACGUGUGUUCAGUGGAAUAAUCACAAUGAUGUGGCAACGAUGAUGGCAUUACUACAGAUCUGGCCCAAACUGCCCCCAGAACAAGCGCUAGAGUUGUUAGAUUUCUGUUACGCAGACACAUCUGUCAGGGAAUUUGCUGUCGUAUGUCUGAAAGAGUUAAGUGACUCCGACCUUCUCCACUACCUUCUUCAACUCGUCCAAGCCAUCAAAUACGAGUCAUACCUCGAAUGCGAACUCGUUGAAUUCCUGCUGACACGCGCACUGAAUAAUCGUACCAUCGGACACCACCUGUUCUGGCUGUUGAGGUCGGAAAUGCACGUGCCAUCGGUCGCUGUUCGAUUUGGUCUCAUUCUUGAGGCGUACUGCCGAGGAUCGACACAGCAUCUUAAGGAUCUCACUAAGCAGUGCGAAGCCCUGAGAAAACUUCAGUCUGUCAACCUACACAUUAAGAACAAUGCAUCGAAAGGGAAAGAGAAGAAUUUGGAAGGCAUGCGGGCGUGUCUCCAACAGGAUGCAUACAGCGAUGCCCUCUGUGGGCUACAGUCGCCACUAGAUCCGUGUAAUCGACUUAGACAGCUGAGACAUGACAAAUGCAAGUUCAUGGAUUCCAAGAUGAAGCCCCUCUGGCUGGUGUGGGAAAACCAGGAUAGUAUGGGCAGUGAUGUCUACACGCUCUUCAAAAAUGGUGAUGAUCUUCGGCAAGAUAUGCUGACGUUACAAAUCUUACGCAUAAUGGACAAACUGUGGCAAGCUGAGGGCCUUGAUCUUCGGCUCAUACCGUACAAAUGCAUAUCCACUGGACCAGAAAGCGGUCUCAUCGAGAUAGUACUAAAUUCGCAGACAAUUGCCAACAUCCAAAAGAAGAAUGCCAAUUCAGCGAUUCUCUCGGUUUACGACAAAACUGCCUUGUUCAAAUGGUUUAAGGAUCAUAAUGAGAGUGACGAAAGACUGAAUCGAGCGGUGGAGGCCUUCACCCUCUCCUGUGCCGGUUACUGUGUGGCGACUUACGUCCUCGGUAUCGGAGACAGGCACAACGACAACAUCAUGGUCACCGAAUCAGGCCAGCUCUUCCACAUCGACUUUGGCCAUUUCCUCGGCAACUUCAAGAGCAAGUUUGGCGUGAGACGAGAGCGUGUGCCGUUCGUCCUGACGCACGAUUUUGUUUAUGUCAUCACGAAAGGGAAACAGAAAGUUGGAGAACAGAAGAAUGAAUUAUUUCAAAGGUUCCAACAGUAUUGUGAACAGGCAUACCUCAUCCUCCGCCAGAAGGGUAACUUCCUCAUCAGCUUGUUCAUGAUGAUGUUAUCAACCGGCAUUCCAGAACUCACGUGUCUUGAGGACAUCAAGUAUAUCAGGGAUACCCUUGCUCUUACCAUGGACGAAGAGAAUGCCCUGAAGCAUUUCCGAGCAAAGUUUGAUGAGGCGUUGCGAAACAGUUGGAAGACCAGUUUGAACUGGCUCGCCCAUAAUAUGGCACGAGACAAUACGUGAUGAUGUUCCACAGUUAGUGAUAUGGACUUUUGGUUACGAUGCAAUCGGGGACCAUUGAUGACCUAAGAGAUAUUCUUAUUCUUAUAUAUAUCUUAUGUUUUUGCCCACUAGUUCAUUCAUGUGAACUGUACAGUAUAGCGGGACCUCUCUAUCUAGGGCAAACUUUGGACGGAGAGUUGUUGUCCAGAGGUCAAAUACCAAUUUGCGACCAAAAUUUGUGUCCUUAGUAGAGAGAGUGUCCUACCUAUAAAGGUGUUGCUAAUAGAGGUUCCACUGUACUAUCUUUGGGCAGACUUCAGUGCCACCAAAUGUAUUUAUCAAUCUGGUGUAUUUUUGCACAGACGUUUUGUAAAUAUCUUUAUAUUUAUGUAUUUGGUCUACACCUCCAUAAAAAUUCCUAUUUUGAGGUGUCAGUUGGUGCAAAUGUAACACAUACUUACUGUUUUUCUUACCAUAUCUCGCCAAAGGCACUUGGUCGAACCCGGGUAGGGGACCAGAUCACAUUUACCAAUGGACAGUGGUUUUGCACAACACUACAUGUAGAUUAGCCUUUAAGGGUAGGCCUAACCAAUGCUGUCGGCUAAAGCCGGUCAACCAUGACACAGGCUGUCCAGGGCGGUGUAACAUCACUAUUUGUGAUCACACCAUAACAAUUUAGUGACAGAAGGUCAGCCAAGUACCUUUGGCUAGAUCUGCAGUAUCUGAAAAACACUAUACUGGUGUUGCAUUGUGAAGUUCACCGGUUCACGUUAUUAUUGCAGACACUGUUUAAGAUUCGAGAUUUAGUUCAGCCAUUUAUUCAGGAUAAUGGGUGUUUCAUAAAAAUAUUAAAACAUUCGUUUUAGCAUGUUUGGUCAGUUGCAACAUUAAUACUAAAUGACCUUCUGAAAAUUUCUUAAAUUUCACUGAUAGUGGCAUGUUUUGUCCUUAUUUGUCAAUCAGUCUUUAAUUUUGGUAUGAAUACAUGUACAUUGAUGGGCAAAAUUGAAUAUACUAUCAAGAUUUUGGUAAACCAACCAAUAAUAAACUUUUCAUAUUCAUAUUACAA
Lineus longissimus is the source of this 4411-nucleotide messenger RNA. RefSeq names its product phosphatidylinositol 4,5-bisphosphate 3-kinase catalytic subunit beta isoform-like. Gene Ontology annotation, cellular component: plasma membrane; cytoplasm; phosphatidylinositol 3-kinase complex. The transcript is spliced from 19 exons. The coding region runs from base 160 to 3363 and encodes 1067 amino acids. The record is from RefSeq and is a predicted model, not a curated record. Lineage: Eukaryota; Metazoa; Nemertea; Pilidiophora; Heteronemertea; Lineidae. Gene Ontology annotation, biological process: phosphatidylinositol-3-phosphate biosynthetic process; cell migration; phosphatidylinositol-mediated signaling. Gene Ontology annotation, molecular function: 1-phosphatidylinositol-3-kinase activity; 1-phosphatidylinositol-4-phosphate 3-kinase activity.